This is a messenger RNA of Hibiscus syriacus, 1438 nucleotides long. RefSeq names its product calreticulin-like. The record is from RefSeq and is a predicted model, not a curated record. Bases 54 to 1301 code for a protein of 415 amino acids. The transcript has 13 exons. Lineage: Eukaryota; Viridiplantae; Streptophyta; Magnoliopsida; Malvales; Malvaceae. Gene Ontology annotation, biological process: protein folding. Gene Ontology annotation, molecular function: calcium ion binding. Gene Ontology annotation, cellular component: endoplasmic reticulum; endoplasmic reticulum membrane.
CCCAUCACACUAUCAGUAGGCACUUCUACUUUCUCGCUUCGUGGAAUUCAGCUAUGGCAAUUCACAAACGAAUCCCUAAUUUUAUCUUUCUGAUCAUCGUCUCUUUCUUCGUCAUUGCCUCUGCUGAAGUGUUCUUCGAAGAACGCUUCGAUGAUGGAUGGGAAAGUCGAUGGGUAAAAUCUGACUGGAAGAAAGAUGAGAACUUGGCCGGGGAAUGGAAUUACACUGCUGGAAAAUGGAAUGGCGAUCCUAAUGACAAAGGUAUACAAACAAGUGAAGACCACAGGUUCUACGCUAUUUCGGCUAAGUUCCCUGCAGUUAACAACAAGGGCAAGACUCUAGUAUUCCAAUUUUCUGUCAAGCAUGAGCAGAAGAUUGAUUGUGGUGGUGGCUAUAUGAAACUGAUUAGUGUUGACAUUGACCAGAAGCAAUUCGGUGGUGAAACCCCAUACAGCAUUAUGUUUGGGCCUGAUGUAUGUGGAAGCAUCAAGAGAACACAUGCUAUUCUUCACUACAACGGGACAAACCACUUGAUCAAAAAGGAAGUUCCGUGUGAGACUGAUCAACUCACUCAUGUUUACACAUUUAUCCUCCGUCCAGACGCUACCUUUAGCAUUCUUAUUGAUAAUGUUGAGAAACGAAAAGGUAGCUUCUACACGGAGUGGGAACUUCUCCCACCGAAGAGAAUCAAGGAUCCCAAUGCCAAGAAGCCUGAAGAUUGGGAUGACAGGCAACAAAUCCCUGAUCCUGAAGACAAGAAACCAGAUGGCUAUGAUGACAUUCCAAAAGAGAUUGCUGAUCCUGAUGCUAAGAAGCCUGAAGAUUGGGAUGAUGAAGAAGAUGGUGAAUGGACACCCCCAACGAUUCCCAACCCAGAGUACAAGGGUCCGUGGAAGCCAAAGAAAAUCAAGAACCCCAACUACCAGGGCAAGUGGAAGGCACCAAAGAUCGAUAACCCAGAUUUCAAGGACGAUCCCGAUCUUUAUGUUUAUCCCAACUUGAAGUAUGUUGGCAUCGAACUGUGGCAGGUGAAAUCUGGAACACUCUUUGACAAUAUCUUACUUGCUGACGAUGUAGAGUAUGCUAAAAAGCUAGCUGAAGAAACAUGGGGCAAGCACAAGGAUGCCGAGAAGGCUGCAUUUGAGGAGGAAGAGAAAAAGGACGGCACUGUAGUUUCGGAUGCCGAAGACAACGACGAUGAAAGUGACGGUGGUGAUGGAAGUGAGUCUGAUUCCGAAAGCAAAUCAGACACAAGCAACGACAGUAGUGAGAAAGAGAAGGAUGCACGUGAUGAGCUUUAAGACGAAUAUCAGUGCAGUACCUUGGCCUCAAUUUCGCAAUAGAAAAAGCGCCAUGAAAGUGCUCAUAAAGAAGUUCCCGUCUUUUAGUAUUUGUAGCUUUAGGGCGUAGGGAAGAUGGAAUUAAAGGCUGCAUUGGA